AAACUACAUGGCAAGAUUGAACGGCACUGCCUCUUCUAGCUCAAUGUCAGCCUGGAAACGAUGCGGCCAUGAACACUGCCCUUUCGCUAUUCAACUGCUGUAGAGCUGCUCUCUGGAGAUCAGAAUCAGCAUUGCCAAUUUUCGACCUGAACUCCUGGCAUCCACGCUCUCAGACUCUAGUCCUAGCUCCCUGGUCCAGCGCAUCAGUGAUCACCAUGAAGGCUGCCCUUGUAAUCCUCGUCCUCGCCGGCCUCCUCAUCGCAGUCCCUCAAGAGGUUGGGGCAUCCUCUGAUGAGGCGCUCCAGUUUGUCAAGCAGUUUAUUGCGGAACACCCGAUCGCAAUGUUCAGCAAGUCCUACUGCCCGUACUGUGCGAGGGCGAAGCAGGCGUUCAAGGCUCUAGGGCCCGAUGCUGAGCCGGCAGUGGUGGAACUGGACGGCAGAGAGGAUGGUUACGCGAUCCAGGAUGCACUUGGGGAACUUGUAGGCCGGCGCUCCGUUCCUCAAGUCUUUAUUGAUGGCUUUCAUAUUGGUGGCUCUGAUGAUACGGUGGAUGCUUAUCAAAGUGGUAAGCUUGCCAAGCUAGUGGCAAAGGCUACUGGGAAAGCUGCUUCGGCUUUCAAUACCAAGUAAUCUUUGAAUGUCAAAGAGGGAAGCACUUUUCCUCAUAUUUUCAUCGCAAUCGCCAUUCAUGCAAUUGCAAAUCCCUGUGUAAGACGACUACUUUACGAAAUUUGCACCAGGGCAUGAGCGGUUGAAUUUGAGGGAUAGUUCUUGUCACUCAUGUGAAUGGUAUUCUGAUUUCUGCCCAUUUCUUUACUGGACAAAGCGAGUGUCAAAACGUGGUGGACGGCCAUUAUGGCCAAUUGCCAUGUGACUAUACUGUCUUCAGAAGAGCUACAACACCAUUGACCGCGUUGG
Molecule: messenger RNA, 920 nt
Organism: Klebsormidium nitens
Lineage: Eukaryota; Viridiplantae; Streptophyta; Klebsormidiophyceae; Klebsormidiales; Klebsormidiaceae
Source: the annotation of a GenBank genome assembly